Messenger RNA from Paramacrobiotus metropolitanus, 1086 nucleotides. RefSeq lists its product as uncharacterized. Gene Ontology annotation, biological process: negative regulation of biosynthetic process. The coding region runs from base 462 to 842 and encodes 126 amino acids. The record is from RefSeq and is a predicted model, not a curated record. Lineage: Eukaryota; Metazoa; Tardigrada; Eutardigrada; Parachela; Macrobiotidae. The transcript has 2 exons.
CAAGCCAGCGUUGUGGAUGAUCCGACCGGCAUUUGUCGCCAGUCGAUACUGUGCAUAUUGCAGCCAUUGCGGGCUUUAAUUGCAUCCCCAUUGCAGCGGUUAAGACGCUCCUAAUGGCCCUACUGCUGAAACGUUUACCGUGUUGCUGUAGUCUGUUGCGGCGUUAUUGGUCAUUUCGAGAGGCUCAUGGUCUCGUAUAUUAAUCGAAACGCGGCGGGCUUGAGACCUAUCAGCAGAAGAAAUUAUUUUUCUUGAAGGAUUGUACGGAUUCUUUACCCGAACGCCGGUUUGCGCUAUCGUGCCAUGAUUGCUGAGAGUUUCCAUUGCAGCGGAUUUUCUUGUUAAUCCCUUUUGAUUGCUGAUGACAUAUUUGAGCGGAUGAAGAUGAUCCUAGCCGACAGCUGAAUCACUCAACCACUCCGUCAUAUCAUAUUCUUCUACAGCACCGCAAUUAUAACAUUAUGCCGGUGGUAACGGUGAGCUUUGUAUCCAACCAGCUGAGCGCCUGGCUGGAGCCGGCCAUCGUCACGGUGGGGCACGCCGGCGCCGACAAGACCCUGAUGACCUUUCUCAACGCCCGCCUGGAGGGCAGCGGCAGCAACGCCAAGUACGUCUGUCGGCAGCGACCCCAAGUCAUCCUGGACAAACUGGACGCCGCCGGGUUCUGCGUGGUGGCCAUGUCCUGCGGGACGGUCUCCUAUGGGCAGUCGUCGCGCGAGUAUGUGUGCAUGAUGCAGGGACCUCCGGUUAGCACGCCGCCACCCUCGGCGCGACCCACGUUGGACCGGCAGUUCAGCGCCCUGAACAGCACCGUCAUCCUGCACGAACCGGAAACGCUGUAAGAUUGGCAUCCUCCGUCUCCUGGCGGCCUCCCUCCGAUCUCCGUUACGUGUAGAUAAUUUCAUCCACUUGAUGGCGUUCUUUCGCGUAUUAAUAACCACAGUACACACGCAUUCCAUUGGACGUUUAAAUGAAUUUGAUUUGUGACGAACGAUAAAUAAGUGAACAUUUUAUUAACUAUAGAUUGUCACUAAAAUUCUAAUAAUUAAAAAUGAGACUGAUUUUUGUUUUGUGGGUACAAGCGUU